AUCCGUCCGGCCAAUAGGGCACGCUCAGUCGGCGGGUGGAUGAACGCGGCCCUCUGUAAUGGCGGAGCGUGGCGGGGACGGGGGGGACGGUGAGCGAUUCAACCCGGGGGAGCUCAGGAUGGCUCAACAGCAGGCCUUGAGAUUCCGAGGCCCGGCUCCCCCACCAAAUGCAGUGAUGAGAGGCCCACCACCUCUUAUGCGGCCUCCGCCACCUUUUGGUAUGAUGCGAGGCCCUCCACCACCACCUCGGCCCCCUUUUGGACGUCCUCCUUUUGAUCCUAAUAUGCCGCCAAUGCCUCCUCCAGGAGGGAUUCCUCCACCUAUGGGCCCUCCGCACCUCCAGAGACCACCUUUUAUGCCUCCACCCAUGGGAACCAUGCCUCCUCCUCCGGGUAUGAUGUUUCCACCAGGAAUGCCUCCUGUGACUGCUCCUGGUACUCCAGCAUUGCCUCCUACUGAAGAGAUAUGGGUUGAAAAUAAAACUCCAGAUGGGAAGGUUUAUUAUUAUAAUGCUCGGACACGUGAAUCUGCAUGGACCAAACCAGAUGGAGUUAAGGUUAUUCAGCAGUCAGAACUGACACCUAUGCUUGCAGCCCAGGCUCAGGUUCAGGCCCAAGCCCAGGCCCAGGCCCAGGCCCAGGCCCAGGCGCAGGCUCAGGCGCAGGCACAAGCACAAGCUCAAGCGCAGGCCCAGGCCCAGGCCCAGGCGCAGGCCCAGGCUCAGGCACAAGCACAGGCUCAGGCGCAGGCCCAGGCGCAGGCCCAGGUGCAGGCUCAAGUACAAGCACAAGCAGUAGGAGCUUCCACCCCUACAACCAGUAGCCCAGCACCUGCAGUGUCCACUUCAACAUCAUCAUCCACCCCAUCCUCUACCACUUCUACCACAACAACUGCCUCUUCGGUUUCGCAGACAGUAUCAACACCCACAACACAAGAUCAGACCCCAAGUUCUGCUGUUUCAGUUGCCACGCCUACAGUUAGUGUUUCAACUCCUGCUCCUACAGCCACACCUGUGCAAACUGUUCCCCAGCCGCAUCCCCAGACGUUACCUCCUGCUGUUCCUCAUUCAGUACCUCAGCCAGCAGCAGCAAUACCUGCCUUUCCACCAGUAAUGGUACCUCCGUUUCGUGUUCCCCUUCCUGGCAUGCCAAUUCCACUUCCAGGUGUAGCAAUGAUGCAAAUAGUCAGCUGCCCGUAUGUAAAGACAGUCGCUACCACCAAGACCGGUGUGUUGCCAGGCAUGGCCCCUCCUAUCGUACCUAUGAUACAUCCCCAGGUUGCUAUUGCAGCUUCCCCUGCUACCUUAGCUGGAGCGACGGCAGUUUCUGAGUGGACUGAAUAUAAAACAGCGGAUGGAAAGACCUAUUACUAUAAUAAUAGAACUUUAGAAUCAACCUGGGAAAAACCCCAAGAGCUAAAGGAAAAAGAAAAAUUAGAGGAGAAGAUUAAAGAGCCAAUUAAAGAACCUUCUGAAGAACCUCUGCCAAUGGAGACGGAGGAGGAGGACCCUAAAGAAGAGCCAAUAAAGGAGAUAAAGGAGGAGCCCAAAGAGGAGGAGAUGACUGAAGAAGAAAAGGCUGCCCAGAAGGCAAAGCCAGUAGCUACUACCCCUAUUCCCGGUACUCCAUGGUGUGUCGUUUGGACUGGUGAUGAGCGGGUCUUCUUUUAUAAUCCUACCACCCGUCUUUCUAUGUGGGACCGACCUGAUGAUCUGAUUGGAAGGGCAGAUGUUGACAAAAUUAUUCAGGAGCCUCCUCAUAAAAAAGGAAUGGAAGAAGUGAAGAAACUAAGACAUCCAACUCCCACAAUGCUGUCCAUCCAAAAAUGGCAGUUUUCUAUGAGUGCAAUUAAAGAAGAACAAGAAUUAAUGGAAGAACUUAAUGAAGAUGAACCUGUUAAGGCCAAAAAACGGAAGAGAAUGUCAAAGAAGUCCUUUAUGUGGAUUGCCCGAGCUUCUCUAUUUAGGAGAGACGAUAAUAAAGACAUUGAUUCAGAGAAAGAAGCUGCGAUGGAAGCUGAAAUUAAAGCUGCCCGAGAAAGGGCCAUUGUCCCUCUGGAGGCCCGAAUGAAGCAGUUCAAGGACAUGCUGCUAGAGAGAGGGGUGUCUGCUUUUUCAACAUGGGAGAAGGAGUUGCACAAGAUAGUUUUUGAUCCUCGGUACUUACUUCUCAAUCCUAAAGAGAGGAAACAGGUAUUUGAUCAGUAUGUAAAGACGAGGGCAGAAGAAGAACGCAGGGAAAAGAAAAACAAAAUAAUGCAAGCCAAGGAAGAUUUCAAAAAAAUGAUGGAAGAAGCAAAAUUUAAUCCCAGAGCUACUUUUAGUGAAUUUGCAGCCAAGCAUGCUAAAGAUUCAAGAUUCAAAGCGAUUGAAAAGAUGAAAGAUCGAGAAGCCUUGUUUAAUGAAUUUGUGGCAGCUGCAAGAAAGAAAGAGAAAGAAGAUUCGAAGACCAGAGGUGAGAAGAUUAAAUCGGAUUUCUUUGAACUGUUAUCUAAUCAUCACCUGGACAGUCAGUCUCGAUGGAGCAAAGUGAAAGACAAAGUAGAAAGUGACCCACGUUACAAAGCAGUGGACAGUUCAUCAAUGAGAGAAGACCUUUUCAAACAGUAUAUUGAAAAAAUAGCCAAGAAUUUAGACUCGGAAAAAGAAAAGGAGCUUGAAAGGCAAGCCCGCAUUGAGGCAAGCCUUCGAGAAAGAGAAAGAGAGGUCCAAAAGGCUCGUUCAGAGCAAACAAAAGAAAUAGACCGAGAGAGAGAGCAACACAAACGAGAAGAAGCUAUCCAGAAUUUCAAGGCUCUUUUGUCUGACAUGGUACGGUCUUCGGAUGUGUCAUGGUCUGAUACUCGGAGGACUCUGCGGAAAGAUCACCGUUGGGAGUCUGGAUCCUUGUUGGAAAGAGAGGAGAAAGAGAAGCUUUUUAAUGAACACAUUGAAGCACUUACCAAAAAGAAGAGGGAGCACUUUAGGCAACUUCUGGAUGAAACUUCUGCAAUUACCUUAACAUCCACAUGGAAAGAAGUAAAAAAAAUCAUUAAAGAAGAUCCUCGGUGCAUUAAGUUCUCCUCCAGUGACAGGAAAAAACAAAGAGAAUUUGAAGAAUACAUCAGAGACAAAUACAUCACAGCCAAAGCUGACUUCAGGACGCUUUUGAAAGAGACCAAAUUUAUAACCUAUAGAUCCAAAAAGCUAAUCCAGGAAUCUGAUCAACACCUGAAAGAUGUAGAAAAAAUCUUGCAGAACGACAAACGGUAUCUAGUACUAGACUGUGUGCCCGAGGAGAGGCGUAAACUGAUUGUGGCAUAUGUGGACGACCUGGACCGCCGGGGUCCACCCCCGCCUCCCACAGCGUCAGAGCCCACAAGACGAUCAACAAAAUAAUUCUCAGUACUCUUCCACAGGGGGAUCUUCAUUCAGAACGCUUGCAUGAGCCAAUUUUCAGGUUUUUACAUGUAUGUGCAUUAGUCAAACUAUUGCAGAACCAUCUGACGAACAGAAGGAGAAGCAUUCGUGAACCGUUUCUGAACAGAGAACACUUUGGAAAUAAUUUAUGCUUUUCUUUGUGUGGCAUGACUGACAUACAUACUCAAAUAUAGGCUGUCUCUAGUAAAUCUAAAAUCUCGAAGCUAAAAAUCAUCCUUUUAUGAGGUGUGGAAGUCAGUGACUUUGGUGACGUUCUUUCUAGCAGUGUUAAACAUGCA
Molecule: messenger RNA, 3696 nt
Organism: Mustela erminea (ermine)
Lineage: Eukaryota; Metazoa; Chordata; Mammalia; Carnivora; Mustelidae
Gene: TCERG1
Product: transcription elongation regulator 1
Exons: 23
Coding region: 59-3376 (1105 amino acids)
Cellular component (GO): nucleus
Molecular function (GO): RNA polymerase binding; transcription coregulator activity
Source: RefSeq, a predicted model, not a curated record